GUUGGGGAGGGCAUGGCUGGGGUGGGGCUGGGAGGGACGACCGCUGGGGGCGGUGCAUCCAGCUCUGGGCCAGGGGGUCCAAAGUGCUCUCCUAGUCACAGCCGGACUUGGGGGCCUGAUUACAUCAGGGGACAGCCUGAUUGGGGAUAAUGGCAUCUCUCGACCACAUCUUGGUUCUUUGUGUGGGUCUCCUUGCGAUGACUAGUGCAGAAGCUCCACAGGAACAUGACCCAUUCACCUACGACUAUCAUUCGCUGCGGAUUGGAGGCCUUAUCAUCGCCGGGAUUCUCUUUAUUUUGGGAAUUCUCAUCAUUCUCAGCAGAAGGUGUCGGUGCAAAUUCAACCAGCAGCAGAGGACUGGGGAACCUGAUGAAGAGGAGGGAACUUUCCGCAGCUCCAUCCGCCGUCUGUCCACCCGCAGGCGGUAGAAACACCUGGCGCGAUGGAGCCCAGCAGCGCCCUACAGCUCUGAGCAGGCUGAGGAAGGGAGGGGAGAAGAGGAGGGGUCGAGGGCUGGGGUAGGAGGGCUGGGCGGCUCUCCUGCCUCUCAUCCUUUCCACCCUCACAGGAUUCCCCUGGCGCCUGACGCCUCCCACCCGCCACCUGCGCACCCGCUGCCAUCUGGACUGCCCUCUUCCCCAGCCCAGUCCCCACCGACCCCUCUCUGCCUCCCAAACUUCAAUAAAACGUGCUUUCCUCUCCUGACA
Molecule: messenger RNA, 707 nt
Organism: Phyllostomus discolor (pale spear-nosed bat)
Lineage: Eukaryota; Metazoa; Chordata; Mammalia; Chiroptera; Phyllostomidae
Gene: FXYD1
Product: FXYD domain containing ion transport regulator 1
Exons: 7
Coding region: 150-428 (92 amino acids)
Biological process (GO): regulation of sodium ion transmembrane transporter activity; monoatomic ion transport
Cellular component (GO): membrane
Molecular function (GO): sodium channel regulator activity
Source: RefSeq, a predicted model, not a curated record